AUGCUCCUGCCGUUUACACCAAAGCCAUUUCCCUUUCCUACGUCACAUUCUCUUUUCCUUGCAUCAAAAAGAAUUUCCGACAAGACAUCAGGACCGUCCAUCAGCAUACCUAACAUCAUCAUCAGAUCCAACACCGGUACUCCGAGAUACACUGGAUCAAACCCAAAGCAACUCAACUCAACUCAACUCCCUCUGUCUCCUGGUACGUUCGAAUCUCUGAACCAAUCGUCGGAUGCUGGGUCUAGACCCGAGGACCCGGUUUCAACUCUGUUUCAGAUGUUCCCUGCUUUGGAUCCUGAGUUAAUGACAUUCAGUCUCAGAAAUCACAACAAUAAGAUUGAAGAUCCUAGGGAGAGUUGGACUGCACUUUCCUCCGAUCUUGAAGAAAGAAAUAAACCACAUAGCUUUGAUUCUGAGAGAAUUGGAAAUUGUUCUGAUCUUCCUAUGGAGGGUACUUCUACAUGUAGUCAAAUCUCAGAGCACAACAUUGAAGAUGUAAAUAAUAUCAAACAGAAGUUUGGUAAUGGAACUGCGAUUGAUAGUCCCAAGUGGGUAGAUUUGUUUGUGCAGGAGAUGAUGAGUGCAAAAAAUAUUGACGAUGUAAGGGGGCGUGCUGCUAGGAUUUUAGAAGCCUUUGAGGGAAGUAUAACUAAUAAUAAAAGGGCUGCUGAAGAGGUAAUCUAAAACUUUUAAGUUUUCA
Molecule: messenger RNA, 700 nt
Organism: Durio zibethinus
Lineage: Eukaryota; Viridiplantae; Streptophyta; Magnoliopsida; Malvales; Malvaceae
Source: RefSeq, a predicted model, not a curated record